Gadus chalcogrammus (walleye pollock) is the source of this 1609-nucleotide messenger RNA. Its product is annotated as coiled-coil domain-containing protein 152-like. The record is from RefSeq and is a predicted model, not a curated record. The coding region runs from base 137 to 835 and encodes 232 amino acids. The transcript is spliced from 7 exons. NCBI's taxonomy places the organism in Eukaryota, Metazoa, Chordata, Actinopteri, Gadiformes, Gadidae.
AACAAAGGGUCAUGGAGUUACAGUCUACCAUUAGAAUAGCAUUAAUAUAUGAGAAUAGCCUAGAAUGAAGCUAUUUUGAGAGUCUAAUUCUUUUUAAUUGUAAUAGACAAUUUGCAGAAAGAUCGGCGAAAAUAACAUGCUAGAGGCGAAGCUGGAUGACGCCCAGCGGACUCUGAAGUUCUCCCUCAUCAAAGAGAGAAGUCUGAUGGAGGAGAGAGACGGUAUUCUGGUCACAGUGAACACAGUCCAGGAGACGCUUCAGCAGCAGUACAACCUCAGAGACGUUAACGACAGUUUGAAGGACAGAAUGGCUGAAAUGAAAAGACAUAACGAGAGGAGAAUUGCGGAGAAAGAUGGUGAACUACAGAAGCUAUUGAAUGUUAUGGAAGAGGAGGAAGGGCGCCACCAGAGGGCGCUGGAGACGGUAAAACAGCAGUGCCAGCGGGAGAUUCAGGACAUCCUCAAGCAAUUGGAAACUAAAGACGCAGAGCUGGCGAGACUUCUGGAGGGCAAAGAGGCUGAACUGCAGCGCAUGAAGGACACGCUGAAGAACCAGGAGAAGGAGACACAGAACCAGCUCCUCAAGCUUCGAAUGGAGUUUGGUGCGACGCUCGCCAAGGUUCAGAACUCAGCCCAGCGCAGUCAGCAGCAGACCCAGCAGAACCCCAGUGCUGCCCACCUCAACAUCUUCAAGAGGAAACUGCACUUCAUGCAGGAGGAGAAGGACCGGGAGAUCAUGGCUCUGCGCCAGAGGAUCCAGGCACUGGAGGCGCAGCAGCAGCAGCAACACACCAGCGGCUCCACAGACGGACACCUCAAGAGGAGGAGGAUGUAGCCGUCCCUCACCGGCCCAUGCAGUAACUCACACCACCAUUUCAGUUCAAAUCCCAUUCAAAAUUAUAUCGUUUUUUGUUUUUUUUCAUGAUUUUCAAAAUGUCUUUGUUUACUUUGUGAAGCUGUUGCUCAUGGUGUUCAGAUGUUUAUGGUUCGGUUAUGGUUUCAUGGUUUCAUGUACGAGGUAGUGGACGUGAUGCCACAGGUUCGUUCAGGACCAGUUUGUCCAUGACGAGGCCAGUCCUCUUCUAUGACCCUGUCUCGGAUGUAAUCCAAUCAGAGCACAGUUCAAGACCAAGGCGGCAGGUCACACACAGAAGUGGAGAACUUUUUGAAACGUCAUCUUGGAAUUACUCCCAGCCUGUCAGAAGGAUCAAGUCAUUAAUGCCAAUUUACCUAAUUAGUUAGUGUUGUUGUUGCGUGUUGUACUGCAAGACUAAUGCUGACCUUGUAAGAACACAGAGGCUAGGUGCAACGCUGCAAAUAUCGGACAUUUAUUCUUCGUUGAUUGUCAGUGGAGGGCCAGUCAAACUCUAAUAUGAGAUGAAAGAAGCAUUUAUGUGUGUGUCUGUGUGUGUGUGUUUGUGUGUGAGAGAGUGUGUUUGUAUGUGUGCGUGUGUGUGUGUGUGUUUGUGGGGUUUCCGUCAGAUCAUUGCUGUCAUCAGUACCAGGUUUCACUUUCUAUGUUUUUCAAGAAGGUGAGAUUGGGUUCAGUGUUUAUUAAUGAUAAUCUGCUGCUUGUUUGUUUUUCCGAACUUAAUAAAACAAAAUAAAU